Molecule: messenger RNA, 2750 nt
Organism: Lucilia sericata (common green bottle fly)
Lineage: Eukaryota; Metazoa; Arthropoda; Insecta; Diptera; Calliphoridae
Product: endoplasmic reticulum metallopeptidase 1
Exons: 9
Coding region: 67-2676 (869 amino acids)
Biological process (GO): proteolysis
Molecular function (GO): metalloexopeptidase activity
Source: RefSeq, a predicted model, not a curated record
UUUUUAAAUUAGUAGCAGACAAAUAGAACUUCGGAACAGAAGUUCUGAAUAGAAAACGCCUUAAAAAUGACUAGUAAAACGUUUGAAUUAAAUCCGGAUCCCGCUCAAAUAAAGAAAAAUAAAAAAUUUCCUUGGUAUUGUUUUCCGAUAUUCUGUGUGGCCUGGUAUUUACUCUUCUAUGUGGCUGCCAUACCGAGUUUUUAUUAUUAUCCCAAAACAAUAUUAAUGCGCGAUGAAUCUCGCCACCCCGAUGAGUUUGUGGGUGAAAGAGCUCAAAUCCAGCUGUUGGGUUUAUCGUUGAUUGGUGUAAAACUUACCGGUACCGUGGAAAAUGAAGUACAUGCUGUUAAUUUUCUACUUAAUGAAAUUGAGAAAAUUAAAGCGGCCUCCCGUCAAGAUCUUUAUGAUAUAGAGGUUGAUGUCCAACACUCUUCCGGCUCCUUUAUGCUGUGGGGCAUGGCUACCAGUUAUCAUAAUGUCUCAAAUGUUAUUGUAAAAAUAUCAGCAAAAAAUUCUUCCAGUGAUUCGUAUUUAUUGGUUAAUUCACAUUUUGAUUCGGAAGUUGGUUCACCGGCUGCAGCCGAUGCUGGUGUUAUGAUUGUGGUAAUGUUGGAAACUUUAAGGGUUAUAUCGAUUUCGGAGAAAGAACUUAAGAAUCCUGUGGUUUUCCUCUUAAAUGGCGCCGAAGAGAGUAAUUUGUUAGCCGCUCAUGGUUUUAUAACACAACAUAAAUGGGCGCCACAUUGCAAAGCUUUAAUCAAUUUGGAUUCCUCGGGAGGUGGCGGGCGAGAAGUACUUUUCCAAACUGGGCCCAAUCAUCCAUGGUUAGUAAAGUAUUAUCAAAAAGCUGCCAAACAUCCUUAUGCCACCACCAUAGCAGAGGAAUUAUUCCAAAAUAAUUUUGUACCCUCGGAUACUGAUUUUCGCAUCUUUAGAGAUUAUGGUGGAGUGCCUGGUCUAGAUAUGGCUCAUGCUUAUAAUGGUUAUAUUUAUCAUACCAAAUAUGAUAAUUUUCAAAAUCUACAAAGAGGCACUUAUCAAACAACUGGUGACAAUGUUUUAGCCCUAACGUGGGCUCUAGCCAAUGCUGAGGAGUUAAGAAACCCGGAGGAUCAUGCUGAGGGUCAUGCUGUUUAUUAUGAUUUUUUGGGUUGGUUUUUGAUUAGCUAUACUGAACCUACCGGUAUUGCUAUAAACAGUGUAGUAUGUUGUUGUGCCUUAAUAUUUAUGGGUAUUUCGCUAUACCUAAUUGCUAGAGUGGAGGAAAAAGAUGGUGGUGGUGAUGGCAAAUCGGUUUAUAUAAAGUUUCUGCAAAUAUUUUGUGUACAAGUUAUUACAUGUUUGGUCGCCAUUGGCUUAACUUUACUCAUUGCGGUGAUAAUGGAUGCUUUGGGUUUAACACAAACCUGGUAUUCGGAGGAAUGGUUAAUAUUUGGUCUAUACUUUUGUCCCAUGUUCUUUGCUAUGACAAUAAUACCCGGUAUUUUUAUACAAUGGUCUAAGAAAACGUCCCCUUUGGGUAUUAAUGAUACUAUAACCUGUUUUAUGCAUGCUCACUGCAUAAUAUUGGUUAUUAUUUGUAUUGUUAUGACUAGUAUGGGCAUUAGAUCUUCUUUCUUCCCCAUGAUUGCUAUAUUUUUCUAUACCAGUUCGGUUUUGUUGAAUAUGAUAAUAUCCAGAUUUACCACUAAAUGCUAUUAUAUAGCCUUGCAUUUGGUGUGUCAAGUUAUGCCUUUUUGGUUUUAUACCUAUUUGGCCUUUGUAUUUUUGAAUACCUUUAUACCCAUGCAGGGUCGUGAUGGUCCCGAAAAUAAACCUGAAAUCUUAAUCUCCUUAUUUGUAGCGGUAUUUACCUUACAUUUCGCCGGUUUUAUACUGCCAAUUUUACAUAAAUUCCAUAAGUCCAAAACUUUCAUCUCUAUAUUUGGUGUUUUAACUAUAAUAUUUAUUAUUAUUGCUGCCACACCUGCCGGUUUUCCCUAUAAGAAAGAUGUGGCUCCUCAAAGAUUUUAUGUUUUGCAUACCGAACGUGUUAUACGCGAUUAUGAUGGUAGAGUAUUAAAGAAUGAUACCGGCUUUUAUAUUCAACCGGUAGAUACCAGACCAAAUAGUUUAGCCGAUACUACUUUCCAAAAUGCCUUACCCAGCUCUUGGACAAAAACUGAGUGUGAGGAGGAAGUAUUUUGUGGUUUGCCUUUGUAUAGCUCUAGAUGGAUGGAUUGGAAAAAUUCAACUAUGUGGAUACCAGCUGCACGUCCAAAUCUAGUCAUACCCACCGAACUGAAACUUACCGGCAAAGUUUAUAAACCAGAUAAUAAAAUACGUUAUGAUUUUAGUUUAAAAGCUGCCGACAGAGUUGUCAUCUAUGUGGAUCCUUUGGCUGGAGUAAAUGUAACAGAUUGGUCGUUUGAUAGAACACCUUUAAAUGAAAACUAUGAAACACCCUAUUUUAUCUAUCAUGUUUACUCUAUGGAUGAUAGCCCCCUAAAGUUCUGGCUAGAAAUAGAGCAUUCUUUUAUACAAGUAGAAGGUCCCUAUUUACGUUUGGCUGUGGGUGCCCAUUUUCUUUAUCAUACUCACACUUAUACUAAAGAAUAUCAAGAAUUUCUGCAAACAUUCCCAGAAUGGGUUUAUCCCACUAAUUGGGCUGCCUCCUAUGAAAGCUGGCAAUUUUAAGUAAAUAAUUGAGAAAAGUUUUUUAAUUUAUUUUAAUUUAAAAUAAAAAAUUUUUAUUAUAUUUUCAUUUAAAA